Messenger RNA from Symbiodinium necroappetens, 1374 nucleotides. Lineage: Eukaryota; Dinophyceae; Suessiales; Symbiodiniaceae. The record is from the annotation of a GenBank genome assembly.
AUGUGUUUUCGAUCCCUCAGCCUCUGGGUUUCCUGCCUUGACAGGACAGUGGCCCGAUUCUCUCAUUGGAUAUGCAAUGAACAUCUGAACCCACAGUCGCAGCAGGUUCUGAGAUCCGUGCUGCAACAGCUCUUGCAGAGAGUUCUUGACAAGAACAAGCGGGUGCAGGAGGCUGCUUGCAGUGCCUUCGCCACCCUCGAAGAAACAGCACGGCUCCUUCUCGUGCCAUACCUGGACGACAUUGUACAGACACUUUCCAGGGCUUUCCAAAUGUACCAGGCCAAGAACCUGUUGAUCCUCUACGAUGCUGUGGGGACGCUGGCAGAUGCUGUAGGUCCGGAGCUGGACACGCAGAAGUACAAGCAGCUAUUGCUUGAGCCAAUGUUCCAGAAGUUCCUGCACACCCCAGACCACGACAGAUCUUUAGUGGCCCUGUUCGAGUGCUUCUCAUCUUUGGCGCAAAACUUGGGGCCAUCCUUCAUGCCGCUGUGCAAACCGCUCAUAGAAAGAUGUACCCGUCUCAUCCGCACUGGUGCACAAGCGGCUCAAAUGUGGAUGCAGAAUCCCAACGAAUUUGAAAAGCCUGACCGCGAGGUCAUGGCUGCAAGCAUCGACUUACUCUCCGGCAUUGUAGGCGGACUCCAAAGAAGAGUGUCCGAGGUCCUUGCACAGGAUAACUUCCUCGCUGUAGUGCCGGAAGUGCUUAAGGACAGCGCAUUACAGGUAAAGCAAAGUGCGUUCGCACUCGUGGGUGACUCUGCAAGACAUUGCAUCGAGCACCUUUCACCGUUCUUGCCGCAGCUACUGCCCCAAUGUGCAAAAGCUCUUCGGGAGAAUAACUCCGCGACGGUCAGCAACAACGCAUCCUGGGCCGUUGGAGAGAUUUGCAUCAAGGUCGGGCCUGACUACAUGGCGAAUUACCUGGAGGAUAUCGUCGAUGCGCUUGUGACUACGCUGAACAGGUGUACACAGCAAAGCAACAGGAUGCUGACGCAAAAUGUGUGCAUCACUUUGGGCCGCCUGGGUGUCGUCUCCGGACCUCAGAUGGGCAAGAGCUUCUCCCAGUUUGCAAGGAUCUGGUGCCUGGUGAUGAAGGAUGCUAGACACGAUGCUGAGAAAGUCAAUGCAUUCCAGGGUUUCUGCAACAUGGUGCAGGCCAACCCACAGGUUGCCCUCCAACACCCUGUAGAGUUUGCAGGUGCCAUUGCGUCGCUUGCCCCUGCUCCACAACACCUUCAGCCGAACUUCCAGAACAUCCUCUCAAGUUACAAGCAGACCUUGGGAGCCAAUUGGGCAAAUGCCUGGAAGCAGAUGCCACAAGAUGUGCAGCACAAGCUUUCGCAUAUGUACGCUGGGAUAGAGCCUUCGUCCUAG